UUACAUUCGGGGUUACCGGGACUAAAUGACUGCUGCGGUCGCUGUUCGAUGAUAUGCCAGCAUGCAAAUCGUCAUAAUCGAGCAUAUCACCAAAGGACUGGCAAUAUCAAGAAAUCAGAUGACAGCUGUACGCAUAUUGAACUUAAAGCACUGAUGUCGAAGGUAAUCACCAAAGACCCGGAUGAAUCAAAGCGUGCAAUAUUACAUUCAGCUGAAGAAACACUUGGUGGGCAGUUCCAUGUCAUCUGUUCAAAAGAUGACUUCUCAUAUAUUACAAAGAGCAGCACUUAUUGUCAAAUUACCGAAAAUGAUUUGACUUGCUAUGCUUUCCAAACUCCCAAAAUUGUUAGUAACUAG
This is a messenger RNA of Enterobius vermicularis (human pinworm), 357 nucleotides long. The record is from the annotation of a GenBank genome assembly. Lineage: Eukaryota; Metazoa; Nematoda; Chromadorea; Rhabditida; Oxyuridae.